UUUAAAUCAUCAAUUUCAUUUUUUCAAAUGAAAGUUUAUAGGUUGCUUGUUGUAAAGAAGACACUAAAUUCAUAUGGUCAUGGUAUAGUUUCCAUCAACGAUAAUCUACUUCCUUUGAUCUAAACUCUCAAAAAUGCUGAUCUAUUUUUUUUUUCAAAACAUGUUGAAUGUAUCUGCAAAGCCAAGUUAAAAAAAAACAUUUUGAGCAUAGCCACAUAGACACUUUACUAAAUAACAAGCACACCAAUAUAUUUCGAAAAGCCGUACUAGUCACAGAAAUAAAAAAAUCUACCUGUAUUAGUUCUUAUUACAUUCUUAAAGUUUUCUAUUCCUUAUUUUCGCCCAUCAGUAGGGGAGACCGGGGUUAGUUGACACAGGGGCAAGUUGAAACAUCCGCUUUCACGCGAAAAUGGUAGAUGGCAGGAGAAUCGAAAAAUAUCGAUUUAGCUCGCCUUGUGACACUCUAUCUUCGAGUGUACCCGUAGAUCAGUCGGCUACCAACUGUACAAGCACACAUUUUAUGUUUUUAAGCUGGUCGAGUAAAUAAAGUGCGACGCAUUUUUUCUUUCAUAACAGUGUAAAAACCUUAAAGAUUAAUAAUAUUUUUGGAUAAAUAGUAAACGAAGGUAUAAAAUGCGAACUUACAAGCGAAAAACUGAAAAGGGGAAGACGCUUGUGGAUGUUUUUGAACAGGCUGCCCGUGAGGUUAUAAACAACGGAAAAUCUUUCAGAACAGCGGCUGCUGAUUUUAACAUGAAUUAUUCGACUUUACGACGUUUUUGCAAAAGAAAACAGCAGGCGGAUGAAGAAGGUUUAGAUAUACCGCUUCAUGUUGGAUACAAAUGACCCCGUCAGGUUUUGCCUGACGACAUGGAGCAGAGAGUUAGCAUCUUAUUUGAUCAACCAGUCGAAAUUAUACUUUGGCCUAUCAACCCGCGAAGUUCGCAGAUUGUCCUAUGAAUAUGCCGUUCACAAUAAUAUAGAAGUAAGAACAUAUUGGAAAGAUAAUCAUAUGGCGUCAACAGAUUGGCUGUCGGCUUUCCUUAAACGUCAUCCCACAUUAUCUAUAAGGUGUCCUGAAUCAACAAGCCUUAGUCGUGCAGCGAGCUUUAAUAAACACGUUGGUCGCAAAGUUUUUUGACCUUUUGCAGGAAGUUUUGGACCGCUAUACAUUUGAGCCCCAAGAUAUAUAUAAUGUGGAUGAAAUGGGCAUGACGACCGUACAAAAGCCGGACAGGGUAAUUGCGAAACGUGGGACGAAACAAGUAGGCCGAAAGAGGGACUCUGGUCAUAUUUUGCUUUGCAGUUAACGCAAAUGGAAACUCAAUUGCUCCAAUGUUUUUGUUCCCUAGAAAAAACUACAGGGAGUAUUUUGUUAAUGGACCGCCUGGAUGUAUUGGAGCAGCCAAUCCUUCCGGCUGGAUGACAGAAACUGAGUUUGUUAUUUUCUUAAAACAUUUUGGAAAACACACUAGAGCCACAAAGGAAAAACCUGUCUUGCUGCUAUUGGACAAUCAUGAAUCCUAUUUAUCCUUAAACGGUAUUAAUUUUUGUAAAGAAAAUGGGAUAAUAGUGGUUAGUUUGCCCCCGCAUUGUUCCCACAAAUCCCACAAAAAACAGCCACUAGACCGCUAUGUCUACGGGCCUUUAAAAAAAUAUGUCAAUGCUGCCAGUGAUGCCUGAAUGCGAAAUAAUCCAGGCAAAACAAUGACGAUAUAUAACAUUCCUGCGAUUGCAAAAGAAGCAUUACCAUUAGCGUCAACACCGAGCAACAUCCAAGCUGGAUUUAAAGUAUCGGGAAUAUACCCUUUUAAUCGACAUAUCUUUAGUGAGGACGAGUUUCUGCCUUCUGCAGUUAGUGACCGAACACUGGUAAUUGCCCAUGAGGUAGAAGAAAAUGGGGAAGCACAGAUUUACUUGCCCCCACUUCUUGUUACCCUUGAAAAGACUGCUGAGAAGACCCCAAACAACGAUGAGUUAGAAGUUGUACAACCGCAAGUUAUAGAACAACCUGGUCCAUCCACUAGUAUUCAGAAGCAUCGGUUUAGUCCAGAAGACGACGCACGACCCACUCCACAGGCUGCAGAACGCACUGGUACAAGAAAAGGCAGAAAGCGCGGCAAAUCCGCCAUUUGGACCGACACACCAAAUAAGCAAGAGCUUGAACUUAUACAUGAGCAAAAGAUUCAAAAAGAAAAAAAAAAAAAGAUAAAGAGAAACAUAUCGAAAUCAGAGACUACAACAGAAUUCCGCCCUUCUCGAAAAUCGAAGGCACCCUGCAGCUCAGAGGAGGAGGAAGAGGAAACAUUUGGCCUAAUUUGUGGCGAGUCUUUCAAUAAUUCUUGCCCAAAAGAAAAAUGGGUGCAGUACACUCAGUGCCAUUAUUGGGCCCAUGAGGAGUGUACUAACAAAACGCCAUUUUUUGUAUGUGAGAAUUGCGACUCCGAUGAUGACAUGUAGAUUGCAGACUAACUGCAGAACGUAUUUAGUCUUGUCCUUUUGUAUGUUUUUAAGUAUUAUAUUCCUAUUAGUUCCUUUUUUAGUUUUUAAUAUCUAUAGAAAAUAAUAUAGGUUAAUAAAACCUACUGUUGCAAAUAACCCCAGUCCAGUUUCAACUGACCCCGACUUGGGGCAAGUUGGAACAGCGUGCCUAAGUUUAGUUUUUUCGUUAUUUUGUAGCAAAAAAAAAUUAUUUUAAUAAACGAGAGGCGUGUUCUAAUAAAAGAGGGUUUUACAAUUC
This is a messenger RNA of Anthonomus grandis grandis, 2740 nucleotides long. RefSeq lists its product as uncharacterized. The record is from RefSeq and is a predicted model, not a curated record. NCBI's taxonomy places the organism in Eukaryota, Metazoa, Arthropoda, Insecta, Coleoptera, Curculionidae. The transcript has 3 exons. Bases 1684 to 2460 code for a protein of 258 amino acids.